Molecule: messenger RNA, 933 nt
Organism: Sorex araneus (European shrew)
Lineage: Eukaryota; Metazoa; Chordata; Mammalia; Eulipotyphla; Soricidae
Product: olfactory receptor 148-like
Exons: 1
Coding region: 1-933 (310 amino acids)
Biological process (GO): G protein-coupled receptor signaling pathway
Cellular component (GO): membrane
Molecular function (GO): G protein-coupled receptor activity; olfactory receptor activity
Source: RefSeq, a predicted model, not a curated record
AUGAGGAACCACACGGAGCUGAGUGAGUUCAUCCUGCUGGGAAUCCCUCAGACCCAGGGAGUGGAGACUGUGCUCUUUGUCGUCUUCUUGUGCAUUUACCUCUUCACCCUUGUCGGCAAUUUACUCAUCCUGACAGCAAUCCUUUCCUCCUCUGCCCUUCACACCCCCAUGUAUUUCUUCUUGGGACUGCUGUCUGGAUUUGAUAUAUUCUUCCCUUCAGUGACCUGUCCCAAGAUGCUGCUCUAUCUCUCUGGCCAGAGCCGGGCCAUUUCUUACAAGGGCUGUGCAACACAACUCUUCUUCUACCAUUUCCUGGGAUGUACUGAAGGCUGCCUCUACUCAGUGAUGGCCUAUGACCGCUUUGUGGCCAUCUGCCACCCACUCCGGUAUAGGCUCAUCAUGAGACGUGGAGUCUGUGUGGGUUUGGUCCUGGGAGCCUGGUCAGUGGGCUCUGUUCAUGCCUCGGUCCUGACCUCCUUCACUUUUAGACUGACCUACUGUGGUCUGAAUCAGGUGGACUACUUCUUCUGUGACAUCCCUGCUGUCUUGCCCCUGGCUUGUGAUGACACUUCACAGGCUCAGACAGCGGGUUCCACUGCUGUUGGCUUUCUGGCUUUAAUGCUUUGGUUCAUUGUCUGUGUCUCCUAUACACACAUUGGGAUUGCUAUUUUGAAGAUCCGAUCCACAGAGGGCAGGAAGAAAGCCUUUUCCACCUGCAGUGCCCACCUUACUGCCAUCCUCUGUGCCUUUGGACCUGUAAUCAUCAUUUACCUGCAGCCCACACCCAACCCCUUGCUUGGUGCCAUAGUGCAGAUCUUAAAUAACAUUGUCUCACCAAUGCUCAACUCGCUAAUCUAUUCUCUAAGAAACAAGGAAGUGAAAAAGUCCCUGAAAAAAGUGUUUCACAAAAUAGUACUCACACCUCAUCAAUAA